AUGACUUCUGUACAUUCGGCGGGUCCAUCAAUGCAAGUGUACAGCACCGAAGUCACCUCAUUUUCCCUUCCCUACGCUUUUUUGUUCAUUUUCGGAACGGCUGGCAACGUCGCUGUGCUCACUUAUGUUUUCUUUGUGACAAGAACGGGUAGAAAGCGAGUAGCUGACACGAUGGACGAGUUGUGUAUCGAGAUAAUGUCGAGGAGUGAGGAGGCGCCGAAUUGUGUUUGUCCAAACUGUGAGCAGCCGCUGUCGAUCAAGGUACAAGCUCAAAGCCAGACUGCUCGUGUUUGGGAUCACGGUGACGUCGCUCUCUUAGAGCUGGAAACGGAUAUUGACACCAGUGAUGAUCUUGGAAAGCGAGUAUGCCUCGAAGCCAGGGGCUUGACACUGAAAGAGCCGAUGCUCGCUUUUGGAAUGGGAGAUGGUAAAAUUCAAAAGUUGUCUAGCGAUGAACAAGACACCUUCUGCGGUCGCGGAAAAGCCACGACUAAGGCAAAUAUCCUU
This is a messenger RNA of Mesorhabditis belari, 507 nucleotides long. The record is from the annotation of a GenBank genome assembly. NCBI's taxonomy places the organism in Eukaryota, Metazoa, Nematoda, Chromadorea, Rhabditida, Rhabditidae.